AUAAUUAUUGGUUCAUUUACCUCUACAGGGUUUAUGGAGAAUAUCUACCAUGAAGAAGACAAAAUCAUUUUAAUACAUGUAGUGGAACAACUGCAUCUUCCAUUUCUAGCUGAUGCGAUGGUCCUCGAGGAAUGGAAACACGAGGUCCAAAAAAUAGAAGACAAGUUGAAAGCUUUUGAAAAGAAAUACAUGGACAGGUGCAAGGAUUUCAAGAUUCCAGUGAAGUUCAGGGUCGAGGAAGGCAAGCCAGGAGAGAAGAUAUGUGAAGCGGCUCUGAAAGAGAAAGCCAUGCUGAUUGUGUUGAGCAGCCGUGGCUCCGGGCUCAUAAGGCGCACAGUUCUGGGAAGUGUCAGUAAUUACGUCAUCCAUCACACAAAAAUCCCAGUUGUUCUGUGUCCCAAGGAUCAUCUGUAAUGAUCUGUCAUGAGUGGGGAAGGGCAAGCCAAGACUUUCCCACCCAGCCCCCUGAUCGUAAUGUUUUGGAGUGUCUCACAAAAAGCGAAUACCGGUACGGCUUAACUGACUCGAGUUGUAGGUGAUUGUUUCCUUAAGAAGGACCUGUUAAUGAAAUAUAGUUUUAAUAAGGAUGUUAUGUCAUGAAGGAAAGUUGCAUACCAUCCGCAUAUGAAAAAAUUGUUGCUUCAUGUACAUUGAUUAUUAUAAUUAUUAUUAUAAUUACAGUGUAAUUAGUCAUUAAAAUGCCUUUUGUCUGAA
Molecule: messenger RNA, 714 nt
Organism: Orbicella faveolata
Lineage: Eukaryota; Metazoa; Cnidaria; Anthozoa; Scleractinia; Merulinidae
Source: RefSeq, a predicted model, not a curated record